UCCAGGUCUCUGUACUGAGCUGGACUUCAUCGUAAAACAAACGUCUGCUUGCUACUUUUUCUCCAACAGAGUCGAGUCGAGUCGAGUCAAAUUCAAAGUGAAAGCGCAGUGGAUCUAUGCGCAACGGGACCAUCGGUGAUCUUUACGCACGGAUUAUUCGCCUGUUUCAUCGGACCGACGAACUCGGGUUUACUACUACACCACGGUUCUACUGCAGUAACGAUCGAGAUCCCUACCAAAAAACAACAACAACAACAACAACAGGAAGAUUUUAGAGUUGGCCAUGCGUUUGGUUUGUGUGUCCUCGUAUAUUGUCCCCGAACUCCCCAAAUCCCCUCGCAUGGCUUUUGGGGAUCUGGGUCUUGACAUGAUUAAAAUGAAUAGUCACCAACCACUCUGGUGGUUAAACGCGAUCUGCUGAACCUUGGACCCUUUUCAACAAAUCUUAAAAAGUGUUUUGCAGAAGAAAGUCACUCAUACACGUGUCAGAUGGUAUGAGGGUUGAACAGUCCUAACGAUGGAUAAUUUGGAUGCUGUUUUGUGCGUUUUUGCCCUUGUCUGGAUAAUAACUCAAAGAUGGAAAGGAACACCAUCUCCAGCGGGCGAUCUCCGCCCAGCAGGUGUAUGGAGAGAAAAAGGAUAACAUGGUGAUUCCCGUCCCAGAGGCCGAGAGCGACAUUGCCUACUAUGACUCGCUCUACCCUGGAGACUUCAAGAUGCCAAAGCAGCUCAUUCACAUACAGCCUUUCAGUCUGGACAUGGAACAGCCGGACUAUGAUCUGGACUCUGAGGAUGAGGUGUUUGUGAAUAAGUUGAAGAAGAAGCUGGAGGUGGGGGCCCUGCAGUUCGAGGUGAUGAUUGACAGAUUGGAGAAGGGCAGCGGACAGCAGGUUAUUAAAAAGAUUCAACACUCACAUUGUGAACCGCACAAUAAACCUCAGGGAUUUCACUCCGUGCUGGUGACAUUACAGGAAGCAAAGCUUUUACUGAAGGAAGACGAUGAUCUGAUCAGGGAGUUGUUUGAAUACUGGAGCAGGAAAAGGAAACUGUAUAACAACGGAUCCCUCAUCCCGACCAUCAAACAGGAAAAGCGGGAUGGUUCCAGUACCAAUGACCCCUACGUGGCCUUCAGACGCAGGACAGAGAAGAUGCAGACAAGAAAGAACCGCAAGAACGAUGAGGCAUCAUAUGAGAAGAUGCUCAAAUUAAGAAGGGACCUGAGUCGAGCCGUCACCAUCCUGGAGAUGAUCAAGAAACGAGAGAAGAGCAAACGAGAACUGCUCCACCUCACACUGGAGAUCGUAGAGAAGAGGAACACUGUGCCAGACUUUGGAUCAGAGGUGAUGGCAGAAGCACUAGCUAUGGCAAAACCUGUUUACAAGAUUCCCAUAAUGCCCUUCUCCAACAGCACUCAGUACCGCCACCAGGACCAAAUGGACUUCAAAGACUACAAGACCAAGCCUGAAAAGACAGAGGUGGUCAGAACGAAAAGGAAGUAUGAGAAGAAGCCCAAAAUCCUGCCUCUCUCCGCCCCAUUUCAUACUGGACCCUCCCUGUUUAACCCCAAAGAUCUCAACCAGUACGACUUCCCCAGCUCUGACGACGAGCCCUUUUCACAGAUCCAUUCUGGCUCAUCCGAGGCGGAGGAAGAUAAUGAGCCUGACGGAUCGUUUGCCUUCAGGAGGAAAGCAGGAUGCGUUUAUCACGCUGCCCGUUUGGAUCAGAGCGGCAAUUGGCCUUGGUGUGGAGAAACAGAGGGAGGGUCAUGUGACCCGCAGUUCCGGUACUCCCUCACCACUCUUACCGUUCCCCGCCGCUGUGUCGGGUUGGCACGGAGACGGAUGGGUCGGGGCGGCAGAAUUCUACUGGACCGAGCAUAUUCAGAUUUGGACGGUUUAUUCCAAAGUCUGGAUUCGGACCCGGAAUUCUCCUUUCCUGCUUCGCCUAUUUAUUCGGAAACCACUUUCCAAACCAAUACCUCAACCCACACAUUGUCGUCUUCACAACCAUUAACUUCCUCUUCCUCACAUCCGGCUUAUUCAGACCUGAGACAGAUCCUACGAAACAUCAAAGCUUGCCGCUGGAGGCACUUUAAACCACGGACACUAACCAGCCAAUCAGGGGCAACGGAUGUGCUAUUACGGAGACAAACAUUUAGAGGGUUUGUCAGGGGCAGCACAGGGCCGGGUGGCAGUACGCAGGGCAGAACGGCAGGCAUGGGACCACCUGCAGUAGCAUUCACAGCUGAACAGUAUCAGCAACAUCAAGAACAGCUGGCACUUAUGCAGAAACAACAGCUGGAGCAGAUGCAACAGCAGGCCAAUGACACGGCUGCCACUCAGUCUCUUGUGUCCGAGACGUUGGACUCAGUCAGCGCGCAGUUUGCCGCCUCUGCACUGAUGACCUCUGACCAGCUAUUGACCCUAAAGAUCAAAGAGGAUGGCGUUGUAGGAAGUGGAGCCAAUGGAGUCAUCCAGGCUUCAGGAGUUUACAAGGGUCUGAGUAUUUCUGCCACUUCCUCUGCUUCUGUCCUCACUAGCCAACCUACUUCAGCCACUGUCCCACCCACCUUCCUCUCCUCCACUAAUAACACUAAUACAAGCUCCACCCACACUGUCCACAACCCUAUAGGUAACCACAGUAACAACACAGCCAACUCUCAGGUUCUGAUUGGCAACAACCUGCGUCUUAGCAUGACCACGCCCUCUAUCGCCAGUCUGAAUGCCCGUCACCUGUCCAGAAGUCACAGCAACGUGCCGCCUUCUGCCUUGAAGCUCGCCGCCACCAGCAACUGUCAGCUUCCCAAAGUCAGCUCUGGGGAGAAUCACGAACAGGAAAAGCAGUCCCUCAACAGUUUAGCAGAGAACACAGUCGCCAUGGAGGUGACGUAGUGACCGUUGCCUGGGCGACGUUCUUUUUUCGCCCCGUCCAGUCUUCUGGUGCUGUGCACCAAUUGAGUUUGGGGAAACAAAAAGGACAGUGGGUUUCCAUGGCAACUGUCUGAAUUGGACAGCAAAUUUCAUCUCUUGUCUUUUUCACCUCCUUUUUUCAUUUUGUUGCUCUUUUUUAAUACACUUUAUGUUAAGAAAAGUGAUGUGUAAAUUAUGAAUAUGGCUAAUAUUCGAUGUACAUAAACUACAUGUUUGUAAAAUUCCACCACCAUCACCCUUGUAUAUAUGCUACUUGAAAACAAAACGUUUGAGUUGUGAUGUUUUGCACUUGGGGAAUCAAAAAAGAAGUGAAUGGGGGGAGGGGGAUUCGGAGUGUGAGCGUGAAACGUUAGGUCAGGUAAAAGUGAGUGUGUGAAUAGUCGUGCAUGGUAAGGAACCUGCUGUUCUACCUAUUUAUUGUGCUGUGUUUACAGUUUUUGUUUUUCCCAUUUUCUUUUAUUACGUACACUGUGCCCUAAGUUGUUUUCUGUGACGUUGUUUAGGUAGCUGCCAAUUCCCUAUUUCCCCCUCCGUUUUCAAGUUCGACUGUUUAACGCUGUGUGAAUCGGAUUGAACAUAAUAGGUAUCAUGCAAGUUCUUUGGUUUUAUUUUUGUUUUUUCCCCCCUCCUCUUCUGGGAGGGAUAGGACAUCUGGUAUUGGACACCCUUUGGGUUUGGGGUUAGGGGGAGGGCAGAUUUAGGGGGCUGGUUAUAGGAAUCUUCCAUUUUUAUCGUCCCAAAUAAUAACGAAAUGACAAACAAGGGAUGAAGUCUUCAUUUGGAAGUUUCCAAUGCUUCCAUGUCAACAAAGCACUAUUAUUUUAUAUUUACAUUUUUUUGUUGUUGUGAUUUAUUGCUGCUUUUUGUAUAAAUUCAGUUCCUUUUUUCAUACGAUGUAAAGUUCAGUUUGCCCCAUUUUUAUUUCUUUGUGCAACAAAGACCAGAGUUAUUUUUGUAUCUUGUUUUUGAAUUUUUCUUUGUUUUUUUUUUUCUUUCGGUUCUUGUGGUUAAGCGUCUUUUGCGCUUCGUUAAAGGAAGACUUCAUUCUUUGGUUGCUUGUUGCGAAACAUCACACGCGACGGCCGAUAAAUGUCCACCACAGCUGCAACCGAGUCAUCAUUCAGUUUUAAUGACAUAUUCAAGACCAAGGAGAAAUGAGGUGGAUGCCUAACAAAUGUUGUCUCGUGAUAUUUCUCUACACUGACUCUGGACUAAUUCAAGGCCUGAAAACCACAAGUUAAAGGUUGUGCCUUCCUUUAGGAAUGUCCUGCUCUGUCUCUUCUGUGAAGAGGAUGCUCUGGAUCAAGACCGCGGUAUUGCGGUACACACUUGUACUGAGCUCGGAUCUCUGAUGCCCGGCCCACUGGCUGAACUAAGUCCUCCAGGGGGUUUCUAGUCUGAUCUGGAGGGAGGCAAAAAAAAAAAUAUGGAAACUAUAAAAAAGGAAAAAAUAUUAUUGAAUAAGUGAUAAAAGAUAUGUGACAAUUCAAACAUGAAUCAGACAAUAAAGCCCAGGUUAUUAUAUGUGAA
Messenger RNA from Xyrauchen texanus (razorback sucker), 4460 nucleotides. RefSeq names its product enhancer of polycomb homolog 1-like. The transcript is spliced from 16 exons. Gene Ontology annotation, biological process: regulation of transcription by RNA polymerase II. Lineage: Eukaryota; Metazoa; Chordata; Actinopteri; Cypriniformes; Catostomidae. Gene Ontology annotation, cellular component: piccolo histone acetyltransferase complex. The coding region runs from base 645 to 2891 and encodes 748 amino acids. The record is from RefSeq and is a predicted model, not a curated record.